Molecule: messenger RNA, 1041 nt
Organism: Lichtheimia ornata
Lineage: Eukaryota; Fungi; Mucoromycota; Mucoromycetes; Mucorales; Lichtheimiaceae
Exons: 5
Coding region: 1-1041 (346 amino acids)
Biological process (GO): vacuolar transport; vacuolar acidification; proton transmembrane transport
Cellular component (GO): proton-transporting V-type ATPase, V0 domain; fungal-type vacuole membrane; vacuolar proton-transporting V-type ATPase complex
Molecular function (GO): proton-transporting ATPase activity, rotational mechanism
Source: RefSeq, a predicted model, not a curated record
AUGGCAUCCGCUCUUUUCUACAACGAGAACGACGGCUUCAUUGACGGCAUCCUUCGUGGCUACUUUGCCGGUGUUCUCAAUUCCACACAGUACCUUAACUUUACUCAAUGCGAGACUCUCGAAGACUUGCGUCUCCAAAUUGGUGCUACUGAUUAUGGAACGUUGUUGCAGAAUGAACCAUCGCCCAUUGCCACGUCUGUCAUUGGCGAGCGAUUGACGCAGCGUCUUGUGGAGGAAUUCAACUAUAUCCGUACCAAUGCCGUUGCACCUCUUUCCAAGUUUUUGGAUUAUAUCACUUACCAAUAUAUGAUCGACAAUGUCAUUUUGCUUAUCACCGGUACCUUGCACGAACGUGAUACCCAUGAGCUGUUGGAACGAUGCCACCCAUUGGGUUACUUUGAAUCAAUGCCUGCUUUGUGUGUGGCGACUACCGUGUCCGAGUUGUACAAUACUGUGUUGGUCGAAACGCCACUCGCCCCUUAUUUCGCCAAUUGUUUGAGCGCACACGACCUCGAUGAGCUCAACAUUGAAAUCAUCCGCAACACACUCUACAAGGCUUAUCUCGAAGACUUUUACAAUUUCUGUCAAGAGUUGGGUGGUGCCACCGGUGAAGUCAUGGGCGAGAUCUUGCAGUUUGAAGCCGAUCGUCGUACCAUCAACAUCACCAUCAACUCCUUUGGUACCGAAUUGCCCAAGGAAGAUCGCAAGAAGCUUUUCCCCGUGAUUGGCAGAUUGUAUCCUGAAGGUAACGCUAAGCUUGCCAUUGCCGAUGAAUUCGAACAAGUCAAGGCCACCUGUGAAGUGUUUCAUGAAUAUCGAUCUUUCUUUGACACAUCAGCUGUUGGCAAGACAUUGGAGGACAAGUUCUUUGAGCAUGAGGUGUUUUUGAACCGCUUGGCCUUCCAGCAACAAUUCAACUAUGGCGUGUUUUAUUCGUACAUCAAGCUCAAGGAACAAGAGAUCCGAAACAUUGUAUGGAUUGCAGAAUGCAUUGCCCAAAACCAAAAGGAUCGAAUUAACAGCUAUAUUCCCGUACUGUAA